GAAGCACCAAAUGUAACUACCUUGGCUGUGGCCAUCGGGGGACAAUGAUGUCCUGCCACGCCCAAUGUCACCCGCAGCCCCACCACGGUCGGGCCCGGCAGGGGACUACAACUCCCGGCGUGCCCCUCGGCGGCACGACUACAACUCCUAGCGGGCUCUGUGGCGCGGAACUACAACUCCCGGCGCGCUCUGUGGCGGGAGGACCGCCGCUCUCCGGUGUGGCGGGAGCCGCGAGCCGCCUCGAGCGCGGAGCCCUCAGCCCUGGCCGAGCGGGCCCCGCCGAGCGCGGGCCGCAGCCCGCCCCGCCACCCGCCGCCGCGGGCCCUGCCCGGGAGGCUCUCGGGCGGCGGCCGGCGGAGCGGCACGGCCGGGUUCCGGGCACCGGUGAGUGCUGUGCGGGCUGCCCCGGAGCCGCUCACACCUUCGCGGGGGCUCGGCCCGGCCCCGUGGGGAGGGUUUUCCUUGAGGGUUCCCCGGGUUAGCGCCGGCACCGCAGUCUGCACUGUGUCGUGCCGGGAGUUGCUCCUAAAAGGCACAUUGUGGUUUUUAAUGAUUUGUUUUCACUUUACACUGUAGCUCUCGAGAGUGCGGUUAGAUGUGGUAUGGAGCAGGCUAGCGUUAUGUACACUGGUUUUAUUUGAACCCCCCUCCCUGCCCUGGGGUUUUUUUUUCCUUUACUCCUGUUUCAUCCAGUGACAUAUACACUAUUUUCACGUUAGUGCUCCAGCAUUGUAGCACCUUACC
Messenger RNA from Motacilla alba alba, 744 nucleotides. RefSeq names its product cuticle collagen 2-like. Bases 45 to 482 code for a protein of 145 amino acids. NCBI's taxonomy places the organism in Eukaryota, Metazoa, Chordata, Aves, Passeriformes, Motacillidae. The record is from RefSeq and is a predicted model, not a curated record. The transcript has 2 exons.